UGAUGACAAUUUGUAAGAGACUAUCACAAUAAUACGGUUUUUAUUAAAAAAAUCACAGCUUAAGGCUUUCCUUUUGAAUUCUUAUUUGCGCCAAAUAUUUUUAGUACAUCAGGGAUGAUGUUGAGAUAUAUCGACAGCUGUACAGUCAGCGUGCUUUUCGAUUGCUGGCAAGCGCCAUUUUUUGUAAAGCGUUUUGAUUGCACGCGACAAACACACAAACUAAUAGAGAAAUAUUGAAUUAUAAGCUGUUAGUCGUUAGAAUCAUGGAGGAAAAUUCGGGGCUUCUUGAGUUUCAGGCAACCGAGGAGGAGCUCAAGUUCAUGCGCGAGUCUAAAUCUACAAAGCAACCCUUGGGCAUCCUCCAGGAGAUGCUAUCCCGACGCGGCAUCGUCCCCAUUUUCGACCUUAUCCAUACUGAAGUCCCAGCCGGGCACGUGGAGGAAUACUGGUUCCGCGUCGUCUUCAAGGACAGGGAAAUUACUUAUUUCGCUUUGGGUUCUGGACGCUCUAAAAAGGCCGCCAAGCAAGAUGCGGCACGAAACCUCAUCGAAAAAUUAUCUGGAUCACCUAGUAGUGGCCCCAAUCAAGAGGCAAGUUCAGAUGUCGUCGACAAGGAUGAUGCUCAUUCUGUCCGCCGGCUGAACGAGUUGUGUGUAGGACGCCGCUGGCCACCGCCGAUUUAUGACUUGGAAAUUGGGGACCCCAAUAAGCUGCACCACACGGUCGUUUGCUCGGUCCUCGAUUAUCGCGAGGAGGGCAAGGGUUUUACCAAGAAAGAGGCCAAGCGUUUGGCCGCAAAACAAAUGUGCGUCCGUCUGCUGAAGGAGCCCAUUUACUCCGAGGAAGUUGAACAGAUGGAUGUUGGGGAGCCGAACGAGGAAGAGGUGCUGCCGAAGCCCCAAUUGGUCAAGAAACUGAUGCCGAAACCCGAAAUGGGAAAGAAACUGAUCAAUAUACAGGAGAUCUGUCUGAAGAACACUAAGAUUGAACACAAGAAACUUUUAGACGAGGUUGCUGCGGAGAAUGGGUGUAAUAUCACCUACGUGGAUAUCGACGAGGCCUCCUUCACUGGGAAAUUUCAGUGCCUGGUCAUGAUCUCCACGUCGCCAGUGGGAAUAUGUCACGGCACUGGGGCCUCGGUUGAAGAAGCCCAGUCGAAUGCCGCCCAGAAUUGCCUUGAAUUCCUGAAGAUAGUCUCCCUAAAGGGCAAGAUUAUUGAGCAAGCGAUUGCCAAGUUAAACUAAGAUAUUUCUCCCUUGGUACAACUUUUUUUUUAUUAAUCUGUAAGAUUUAACUAAUUCUAGGGUGCAACAGAAAACACUCUCCACCGAACCCAUCUUACCGGAUGUACAUGUAUUCUAAGAAUGUGAAAAAUGUCAUAAUGUACCUACAUAUUUGAAAAACGUAGAUUCGCUUUGCUUAUGUUCAAAACCACCAAAAUGUUAAGCCAUAUGAUGUUUAAAAAUGCGAAUAAACUGAAUGUAA
Molecule: messenger RNA, 1485 nt
Organism: Drosophila suzukii
Lineage: Eukaryota; Metazoa; Arthropoda; Insecta; Diptera; Drosophilidae
Product: protein Loquacious-like
Biological process (GO): regulation of regulatory ncRNA processing; siRNA processing
Cellular component (GO): RISC complex; nucleus; cytoplasm
Molecular function (GO): siRNA binding; double-stranded RNA binding
Source: RefSeq, a predicted model, not a curated record